AUGGCGGCCCUGACAAGGUGUCGGCAGACCCCUUAUGUAUACUCGUCUCCACCACCUCCAGUGUAUGAGUACAAAUCACCACCACCUCCUUCUCCGUCUCCACCACCACCUUAUGUGUACAAGUCUCCACCUCCUCCCUCGCCUUCUCCCCCACCUCCAUAUGUUUAUAAGUCUCCUCCUCCUCCUUCUCCAUCACCACCUCCUCCAUAUGUGUAUACGUCUCCACCCCCUCCAUCGCCAUCUCCACCACCACCAUAUGUGUAUAAGUCCCCACCACCUCCCUCACCGUCUCCACCACCACCCUAUGUGUAUAAGUCUCCCCCACCUCCAUCACCAUCACCACCUCCACCAUAUUACUACAAGUCUCCUCCUCCACCAUCACCUUCACCACCACUCCAUAUUACCUACAAGUCUCCACCUCCACCUUCACCGUCACCACCCCCACCAUAUUAUUAUAAGUCUCCACCGCCACCUACUCCUUCACCUCCUCCACCAUACAUUUACAAAUCUCCACCACCACCUUCACCUUCUCCUCCACCACCAUAUUACUACAAGUCUCCACCUACUCCAUCACCUUCACCACCAUCACCAUACUAUUACAAGUCUCCUCCUCCACCUUCCCCAUCACCACCCCCACCAUACUAUUACAAGUCUCCACCACCACCGGCUAAAUCACCUCCUCCCCCGUACUAUUACAAUUCUCCUCCACCACCAGUGAAGUCUCCCCCUCCACCAUACUACUACUCCUCGCCACCACCACCAAAGAAAUCACCUCCUCCACCAUAUCACUACACUUCCCCACCACCACCAGUUAAGUCACCUCCAACUCCAUACUACUACAAGUCUCCACCACCACCACCAAAGAAGUCUUCUCCCCCAACAUACUACUAUACUUCACCACCACCACCAACUCAUUACUAUCCUCCACAUCAUCAAUUUGUAGUCAAAGUUGUCGGAAAAGUCUAUUGUUUUAGAUGCCAUAAUUGGAAGCACCCAGAGAUGUCUCACGACAAGAAACACUUGAAAGGUGCUGUUGUUGAAGUGACUUGCAAGGCCGGUGACAAAGAAAUUGUGAGUUAUGGUACCACUAAGAUCAAUGGCAAAUUUAGCAUCAAUGUUGAAGGAUUUGAAUAUAGCAAAUAUGGAGCAAAGGCUUGCAAGGCUAAACUCCACAAUGCUCCUAAGGAUUCAAAGUGUAGCAUUCCUACAAAUCUUCAUUGGGGAAUUAAGGGUGCUAACCUCAAAGUGAAGUCAAAGAAUAAAUAUGAAGUUGUACUCUAUGCAAAACCAUUUGCUUAUGGCUCAAAGACACCUUAUGCAGAUUGCCUAAAACCCAAGCCUGCACCUGCUCCAUACUAUUAUAAAUCUCCUCCACCUCCAACACCGACUUAUGUUUACAAGUCACCACCACCUCCAUCACCAAAAUAUGUGUACAAGUCACCACCUCCCCCAACCCCGACAUACGUUUAUAAGUCUCCACCACCACCUACUUACUAUUACAAAUCUCCACCACCACCAACUAAGUCUCCACCACAUUACUAUUACAAAUCUCCACCUCCACCAUCACCAAAACCUGCACCGGUAUACUAUUAUAAAUCUCCACCUCCACCAUCGCCAAAACCUGCACCUGUAUACUAUUACAAAUCACCACCACCACCAUCACCAAAACCUGCACCUGUAUACUAUUAUAAAUCACCACCACCACCAUCACCAUCUCCUCCUCCACCAUACUAUUACAAGUCUCCACCACCACCAUCGCCAUCACCCCCACCUCCAUACUACUACAAGUCUCCCCCACCUCCAUCGCCUUCUCCCCCUCCACCAUACUACUACAAGUCACCACCACCACCAUCUUCAUCUCCUCCACCACCCUACUACUACAAGUCUCCUCCUCCACCAUCACCUUCACCACCCCCACCUUACUACUACAAGUCGCCUCCUCCACCGUCACCUUCUCCACCACCUCCUUACUACUAUCACUCUCCACCUCCACCCGUAAAGUCUCCUCCUCCUCCUUAUUACUACAGCUCACCUCCUCCACCAGUGAAAUCACCUCCUCCACCGGCGUACAUUUACGCUUCACCACCACCACCAGUCCACUACUAAGAGGUUUUGAGAGUGCAGUCAUUCUCCACAAUCAAUCAAAUUUUAGUUUGAAACACAAAAUAAAUGAUGGCUUCUUGAGGAAUAGAUUCAAACGUCAAUGGUACAAAGCAAUUAAUUUAUGGAAUAAGAUGUUCAAUCUUUUAA
Molecule: messenger RNA, 2250 nt
Organism: Solanum tuberosum (potato)
Lineage: Eukaryota; Viridiplantae; Streptophyta; Magnoliopsida; Solanales; Solanaceae
Product: extensin-2-like
Exons: 7
Coding region: 1-2106 (701 amino acids)
Biological process (GO): plant-type cell wall organization
Molecular function (GO): structural constituent of cell wall
Source: RefSeq, a predicted model, not a curated record